AUGUCGAGGUCGAAGACGCCCGCGUUCAGCGGUGGUGGGGCGACGCACAAGGCGAAUCUGUACGGGGAGUCUCGGUUGGGGGUGCGAGGUGGUCGAGGGACGCGUGGGGGACGAGGCGGGCGCGGAGGACGGGGGUACGUCGGCGGCGACGGACGGGCAAAGGCGCAGAUCGCGGCGGAGGAAGACGCGUUGCACGCGGAGCUCGGGUUCGGGACGCACUCGGGUGGAGAUGAUCGAAUCGGAUGGUUGAUCAACGUGAGUAGCACGCAGGUGGAGGAUAAGGAGAGUGGGAAGGCGUUUGCGGCGGUGAAUCUGUACUUCAUGGAGCAGGACGGGUCGACGUUCAAGGCGCAGGUGAAGUACAAGCCGUACUUUUACGUCGCGACGAAGACGGGGUGCGAGCACGAGGUGGAGGCGUUGUUGCGACGGCGGUACGGCGAGCAGAUCGCGGACGUGGUGAUGGAGGAUAAGGAGGAUUUGGAUUUGAAGAACCACCUGAGCGGGUUGAAGCAGACGUAUUUGAAAGUCGAGUUUCUCACCGUGCAAGAACUCAUGGAUGUUCGUCGAGAAAUCUUACCCAUCGUGUCUAAGAAUAAAAAGAAAACCUCCGCGGCGUCGGCGUACGAGGCGUUGUCGCGUCAGGAGAGCAUCGACGCCGGCAAUAAGCCCAGAAAGCUGCAGCUGACGGAUUACGAGGAGGCCAUGGUGGACAUUCGCGAGUACGACGUGCCGUAUCACAUGAGAUACUUGAUCGACGAAAACGUGCGUUGCGGGAUGUGGUAUAACGUUCAUGUCGAGCAGGGUAACGCCCGGGUGACGUUACAAGAUGCCAAGUCAGGAAACGAUAUGCUUGAGGUGAAGGGGGAGCCGCGCGUGUGCGCCUUCGACAUCGAAACGACCAAGCUUCCACUCAAGUUUCCCGACGCCGAGCACGAUCAGGUGUUUAUGAUAUCGUACAUGCUCGACGGCCAGGGGUAUUUGAUCACCAACCGUGAGAUUGUGAGCGAAGAUGUGGAGGAUUUCGAGUACACACCGAAGGAGGAGUACCAAGGUCCGUUCAUCGUCUGGAACGAGGCAAACGAACAGGCUCUCCUACGCAGGUGGUUCGAUCAUAUGCGCGAGGCGCAGCCGAGCAUUUACGUGACGUACAACGGUGACUAUUUCGAUUUUCCGUUCAUCGAGACGAGAGCGAAGAAGAACGGCAUGGACAUGUACCGCGAAAUCGGAUUCAAGUGCGAGCAGUCUGGUGAGUGUCGCAGCACGUCGGCACUGCACUUGGAUUGCUUCUGCUGGGUGAAGCGUGACUCGUAUCUCCCGGCCGGUUCGCACGGUUUGAAGGCGGUGACCAAAGCAAAAUUGAAGUUCGACCCGGUCGAAGUGGAUCCCGAGGACAUGUUGCCGUUCGCGCAGAGUCGUCCGCAACACAUGGCUCAGUACUCAGUCUCAGAUGCCGUGAGCACCUACUACUUGUACAAGAAGUUCGUGCAUGACUUUAUCUUUGCGCUGUCGACCAUCAUUCCUCUAUCGCCGGACGAGGUGCUCCGAAAGGGAUCAGGGACGCUCUGCGAGUCUCUACUCAUGGUGCAGGCGUACGAAGGUGAGAUUGUCUGCCCGAACAAGCAAGUCGGCGCCGGAGAGCAAUAUUACAACGGGCACCUACUGAACAGCGAGACGUACAUCGGUGGACAUGUUGAGUGUCUUCAAGCGGGCGUGUACCGCAGCGAUAUUCCUUGCGAUUUCAAUUUGACUCCAGAUGGGUACCAAAAGCUUUUGGAUACUCUCGAUGAUGAUCUCAAGUAUGCCCUGGAGGUGGAAGGCAAGAUGAAGCAAUCAGACGUCUCCAACUACGACGAGAUUCGGGCGGCUAUCGUAGAAAAGUUGGAGUUCCUUCGCGACAACCCGCGAAUCAAGAGUAAACCGCUGAUUUAUCACUUGGACGUCGCAGCGAUGUACCCAAACAUCAUUUUGACGAACCGGUUGCAACCGGCGGCAAUGGUGACCGAGGACGUGUGUGCCGCAUGCGAUUACAAUCGUCCGGGCAAAAAAUGCUUGCGAGAGUUAGAGUGGGUUUGGCGCGGCGAACACUUUGCCUCAACCUCGAGCGAAUACGCGCAAAUCAAAGCACAGUUGCAAGUGGACACUUUCCCGGCGGCUGACCCUGGCGGCUCAUCGCGAACGUGGUAUGAGCUCUCCUACGAGGAACAGCAAGAGCAGAAGAAGAAUCGUCUCAAAAUGUACACGCAAAAGGUCUACAGGAAAGUCAUGGAGAAACCUGUGACCGCCACGAAGACGGCUGGUAUUUGUCAGCGGGAAAACGCGUUCUACAUUGACACUGUAAGAGCUUUCCGCGACCGUCGCUACGUGUACAAAGGAAAGAACAAAGAGGCGGGUAAACAGUUAGAGGCGGCGAAGCAAGCCGGGAGCAUCGCUGACAUUCAGCAAGCCGCCAAUAAUGUUGUGUUGUAUGAUUCCUUGCAGCUCGCGCACAAGUGUAUUUUGAAUUCGUUCUACGGGUACGUCAUGCGCAAGGGCGCUCGAUGGUAUUCAAUGGAAAUGGCUGGUGUUGUGACAAACACUGGUGCGAAAAUCAUUCAAAUGGCGAAACAACUCGUCGACGAUAUUGGUAUGCCUCUAGAAUUGGACACGGAUGGUAUUUGGUGCUGCUUACCGUGCGAGUUCCCGGAGGAUUACACGUUCACAAUGAAAGGCGAAGGCAAGAAGCCGUACCAGAUUUCCUACCCUUGCGUCGUCCUCAACCGAAUGACUGCGGUUCGUAACACGAACGACCAGUACCUGACGUUUGAUGAGAAGACGGGAACUUACAAGCAGAGCUCGGAAAUGAGCAUCGAGUUUGAGGUUGACGGACCGUACAAGGCGAUGAUUCUUCCAGCGUCGAAGGAGGAAGGUGUGCUAAUCAAGAAACGCUACGCGGUCUUUGAUGAAGCUGGGAAGUUGGUGGAGUUGAAGGGUUUCGAACUGAAGCGUCGCGGUGAACUCAAGUUGAUCAAGGUGUUCCAAUCUGAAGUGUUUGAUUACUUCUUAAAGGGCGAAACGUUGGAUGGAGUGUACCAAGCUGUCGGUGCCAUUGCCAACCGUUGGUUCGAUAUGCUCAAAACAAGAGGAGCGAAGUUCGACGACGAAGAGCUCAUGGAGUACAUUUCUGAAUCCAGCGUUAUGAGUAAGCCAGCGAUCGAUUACGGUGAUCGAAAGUCUACCUCACUCACCACAGCGCGACGCUUGGCACAGUUCCUUGGCGCUGAUCUGGUCAAAGACAAAGGCCUGGUGUGUAAGUACAUUAUCUCCAAGAAACCUCUUGGGGCUCCAACAUCGCAACGCGCGAUUCCUGUGAGUAUCUUCAACGCGGAAGUCUCUGUCGCAAGAUCUUUCUUGAAGGAGUGGACGAAAGACAACGACCUCUCAGGUGAAGAUGACGAGAUGCCGGAUAUGCGCGAUCUCGUCGACUGGGAAUACUACAAGACUCGUCUUGCUGGGGCGAUCCAAAAGAUUAUCAGCAUCCCAGCGGCGCUGCAAGGUGUCGAGAAUCCAUGUCCGGAUGUCAAACUCCCCGAUUGGCUGAAUAAGCGCAUUAGGGAGAAGAACGACAAGUUCGCUCAACAAGACUUGAAGAAGAUGUUCCGAGCUCAAUUCGCAGCUGGAGCGCCACUUGCCAAGAAGGAUCUGAACAUGUUGGACAUUGAAGACAGUUUCACGGGCACGCCCAGUCGCGCUCGCGCUCGAUCACUUCUCACGAACGGAGACGCACCGAGAACUCCUGAGCAGGUCGUGACGCCGAACGGUAAAGCUCCACGAACUCCUGGAUCCGCGAGCGCGACGGAGGCGCCGGACAGAGAGACGGAUUAUGAUGGUUGGCUGAAGUUUUACAAGGCGAAGUGGAAGACUUUGCGAGCAAACAUCAAGCGCCUGCGAGUCGAGGACGAGAAAGAACGCGCUGCGGCGGAAAGAGAAGGUGGGGUGGUGAGAAGAAGACGUAGAUCGGGAGCGAUCGGUCUCGAAUCGUUUGUGGAAUCGCGCGAAGAGACGAUCGCGCACUCCAUUAUGCACAUCAUUCAAGUCGAGGAGACGCGCACUCCCGGCGUGUUCGCCGUUUGGGUGUACGUGAACGGAGGCAUGCAGUCCAUCAAGAUUGAUAUUCCUCGACGCCUCGUGAUUGCAACCCGAGAGGCUGAUCCUGAGGGCGAAUUCGGCAAGGCGGACAAACAUCGAAUUGUCGCUUCGCUUCCACGCGGAUUCACGUCACCUCAUCUGUACGAAGUGAACGUCCCAGAGCGAACGCUAUCAGCCGGAGUAGAUAUCUCUGCGCUUCUCGCUGAUCCGAACGUCAUCGGAGUGUACGAAAAACACGUUGAUCUGGCGGAUAGAUUCAUCUAUAACGUUGGAUGUGUCAUGGCUGUGAAGAAGACGGAGCAAAAGCGCGCUCUUGAAAUCAGUGACAACACGUACUCCAUGGACAUGUUCCAGAUGAAAGCCACGGGGGAAAUCAGUUCGUAUCUUCCGAAACUCUGCCACAUAGGAUUUUACUUCGCUGGUAUCGCAGGCGACAAGGGUCGCGGUAUCUACGUGUUGCACAACAGUCGCGACGGUAGAGGAACGGUGAUUGUUCACCAGCCCGGUGGGCGAGCCGUUCGGGAAAUCAACCCCGAAGUUUGGUCCGAAUCACUUCGCUCCGCUCUUGGGCAAGAGCAAAGUGCCGAAGAACGAACUGAUUUCACCAUGGCUGAUGCGCAAAACUGGACCGUGUUGUACGCGAGGAACAUGGAGCAAGUUGGCAAGCACUUGAAUCAUGCUAUGGGCCUGUACAUGUCCACCACUUCUGGUGGCACCAUACUUCUCGUACAAGCUCCCGCAAACGCUGGUGUAGAUCCAUCACAAGAUGCGUCGUCGAUCAGACAAGGUUUAGCGGGUAGGCUGGGAGCGCUGAUGCCCGCUUCCGGACGGCUUCCUAUCGUGUUCAGGCCACCAAACUUGUCUGACUGCGAUUUGAACCAGGACGCGGCGCAAGGCUGGCAGCUCGACGUCGCGAAGACGGCCACCAUGCGUAUCACCGGUAACUCUGAGUGGUUACAGAGGUACAUUGAAGUUGCGAGCUACGCGCACAUUCCCAUCGGCAACUUGAAAUCAGAUUGGUGGGUGCACACCGCGGACACAUUUUUCGCUCGUUCACUUCAGGACGACGAUCAAGUUUUGUGGAGCGGACCAAGUGGCGAGCCCGAUCUCGGGGGUGGAGCGAGUGCAGUGUCGCUGAGCGGACUCGAUGAUACGUACGGGGCUACGCGCAUGGAAGUGAGUGCUCCUGGCGCGUAUCGCAGUGUUUGCGUUGAGUUGCAAGUGCAUCACCUCGCUGUGUGCGCCAUUUCCAAGUCUGGCAUUUUGAACGACCUCGAGCAAGGCGCAUUAUUGGGCUUUGAGACUGGCACUAAGGGAACGACACGUGUAGGAGGACACGAAUCCGCUGGAGCCUUCAAGACGCUUCGGAAGCUCGUAGAAAACUGGCUCAGAGACGCGACGGAUCGGCACAAUCAUUACGCCGAUGAGUUGCUGUCGCAGCUUCACCGCUGGCUGUUCAGUCCAUUUUCGGUGCUAAGAGAUCCGGCUCUGAAGAACCUGGUAGAACUCUGCAUGAAGAAGGUGUUCACACUUUUAUUGGCUGAGCUUCGAAAGCUCCAGGUGGACGUUGUUUACGCGGACAUGCGAAGAAUCAUAAUCGCAACGGGCAAACACGAUCUCGCGAGCGCCUCUUCAUGCGUCGAAGGUGUGACACAUGCGCUGCGUCAGCGAGAGCUCUUUUCUUGGCUUCAACUCGAUUCCGUCAAGCAAUGGCAUUCGCUUCUUUUCCGAGGACCAUUCGAUUACGCUGGGAUCACGGCCGCGUCGUUGCCGGGUGAGAGCCAGUGGCAAGACUCGAUUGCACCGAACGAUGCGUCGCUUGAUCCGUUGGCGUUUCAUAACAGUGAGGGUGCGCUGGACAUGCACUGGAACAUCGCGCGAUUCUUACCAGAGUCGAUUCAGGACCACUUCCAUGCUAUCGUGGGCGAGUUCCUGCUGUUGCCGUGGAAGUUCGAACAAAACGGAGGUGACGAGCCAUAUCGCGGACGAACUCCCGUCAAAUUCAGGGCAAUGGAGGACAGUGAAUCCGACGAUGAUUUGAACUGCGAUCUGAACUCUGCAUCUGAUGAUGAGCUGCCGAUGGCACAGAGGCACCCAGGCACGCCCAGCAUCGCUCACAAUAGUAGAGAUCUGGAGAACCUGGAGAACGAGAAGGUGAGCUGGUUGGUGAGACAGAUUGAUUCACACUUUUCGCCAAAGCUGCUCCGUUACGCGCAGGAAAUUCAAAAGGUUCUCGGCAUCCCGGGUCCGCGCUCGCCGGCUGAGCACCAGUUCCCGACGCCACCAGGCUCUCAUCUUUCGAAAGAGAUUCGAGGCACGCCUGCACUGGCGUUCGUCAAGACGGUGAUCGCGGUGCUGUCGCUCGAUGCUAGCGUUGCUGAUUCCGUGUCGCUUCUACGACGCAACGCAUUAAAGAUGAUUCGCGUGGGCGAGUUCGCCCCCGAGGCUGAGUUCAUCGAGCCGUGCGUCUCUUACACGCUCCGAGACGUCAUCUGUUCCGCAUGCUGCGACUGCCGCGAUCUGGAUCUGUGCCGCGAUCCCGAUCUCGCCGCUGGUCACUGGGCGUGUUCGUACCGUGACGAACAUGGAUUGCUAUGCGCUCAGCCGUACGACAGGCAGUGGGUCGAGGGCGCCCUCGUCGCCGAGGUGAACGAUCGAGUGCGCAAGUAUCAACUUCAAGAUCUCAAAUGCGUCCGCGACGGUCGCGUCAAGGUCGGUCACCUCGGAAAUAGAUGCGCGUGUGGCGGUUUGUUCACCUGCUCCGCCAAGGAUGGCUCGCUCGGCGACGACCUGCGCGUCUUCUCCAGCAUCGCCGAAGCGCACGAUUUCAACAUCCUCCGCGAAACUGUGAGCUGGGUGCGAUCGAACGCGUUCACGUGUGUACCUACGUCGUAG
Ostreococcus tauri is the source of this 7020-nucleotide messenger RNA. RefSeq names its product DNA polymerase epsilon, catalytic subunit A,C-terminal. The coding region runs from base 1 to 7020 and encodes 2339 amino acids. The transcript has a single exon. Lineage: Eukaryota; Viridiplantae; Chlorophyta; Mamiellophyceae; Mamiellales; Bathycoccaceae. Gene Ontology annotation, biological process: leading strand elongation; base-excision repair, gap-filling; nucleotide-excision repair, DNA gap filling. Gene Ontology annotation, cellular component: nucleus; epsilon DNA polymerase complex. The record is from RefSeq and is a predicted model, not a curated record. Gene Ontology annotation, molecular function: nucleotide binding; single-stranded DNA 3'-5' DNA exonuclease activity; zinc ion binding.